GUCCAUAGAAGAUUAAAGAAAAAGCUGCCUUGAGGUUUUUUUUUAAAUUUGUGAAAACUUUGUUUCGUCUGACCUUCAUAUCUUUUUGUUUCUUCAACUGUCCUAGUUUUGCUGAAAGUAGAUUAACCAUCACAAUCUGUCAAGUCUGUUUUGAAAAGACACAGCCCCUUACUGUUUUGUUUACUUCGGAAAUACUUUUAUAAUUCCCCCGUCGGAAAAGGCAAAAAAAAAUCAACAUAAAAAUAAUAAUAAAAAGAAAAGUACUUUGCUGCUUAAUAUUUAUUUGAACUAUAUUCACCAUCAUUACGUUGUUACUUUAAGGAAGCUCCUUUACCAAGUCAUAACAACGCCAAAACUGUAAAUAACAAAAGUGUAAUCCUAACAAAAAAAAAAAUGUCCACCAAAACUGUAUCUUCAACCAACGAGGAUCUAUCCUUGUUUUCAUUCAACCCCCAACCAAACCAUAAAAAUCACCACCACAACAACAACCACCACCACAACAACAACAACCAUCAUAGUCAAAACAAUAACCACCACCAACCAGGUGACACCUCACCUAAACAUUCCGUUGCAUCUAUAAUUUCAGAAAAUGAAACUACCGACUAUAACAUUUUUGAACGAUCAGUACAAGAUUCCUGUGUUUUUGAACCAGGGUUGAGAUCAGAUUCGAUUGUGUCAUUAGUGUCCAAUUCCGCCAAUGCACAACCUAGAAGACCACGAUCAUCCACUCACAACUCAUCCAUCUCGUUAGCUACGGGUCAAUACUUGAAGAAUGAAGAUUACAUCCCACCAGCUAUUGAUGCAACUGCCAGCUUGCUCUAUGACAAGCAAACUAAUUUAGAUGAUGUGGAAAUUGUAUAUUCUACUCGUCGUAACUCGUCUGUAGUUGCAUUAAAUAUGGCCCUUGGAAGACCAAUUUCACCUUCUUCUAGGAAAAACUCCAUGAUGCAGGUAUCAAGUCAAUCCACACCAUUGCUGCUGGUUCAAUCUACAAACUUGUCUAUUGAUUCGAGCUUGACUAGUUCAUCAAGCCAACAAUUGUUUUCCCCAGUUUCACCACCAAAAUUGACUAGUUCGAAGUCAUCGCUUAAUUUCUACAGUUAUGCCGAAAUGAUUAAUAAUUCUACUGAUGAUUACCCAAUUAGCUCCAGAAGACCUAGCUUCAAACAUGCAUACUCACAAGGAUUCAUCCCACCAGUCAAACACCUGUUAAACAAGCCAUUACGUACCAGCCAAUUGACUGCCAACUUAUCAAAUAAACAUAAAAAGAAGCAUGCCAGUCCCAAAAACAAGUUUUUAAUUUCCCCUGAUCUGUCAGAUUCGGACGACGUUGACCUGGACCUCCCUCCAACAAGAACAAGAAAUAAGUCGGUAGGUAGUGGCCACAGUGGGAUCAACAGCGAUGAUAAUGCCAGUUUAAUCUCCACCACCCUUGCUGAUUGUAUUAGACAAACUACAACUGAAAUCAAUGGUCAUUAGCCGGGUUUGUUUUUUUUUUUAUAACUAUGUUUGUUUAUUAAUGACUUUUGAUGAUAAUUUAUUUCCGUGUUUUUUAGAAGAGAAUGUGUGCGUGCUUAAAUCAUAGAAUAAACCUUUUAUAAUUCAGUGUGUUUUUGUGUUUGUAUGUCUUUGUGUUUUGUAUCUACUUUUGAAUAAAAGUUUGACAGUUUGUCAAUAUUUGUAAAGAUGUAAAUAGUAAAUACCAAGAAUAAAUUG
Spathaspora passalidarum NRRL Y-27907 is the source of this 1716-nucleotide messenger RNA. RefSeq lists its product as uncharacterized. The transcript has a single exon. The coding region runs from base 394 to 1479 and encodes 361 amino acids. The record is from RefSeq and is a predicted model, not a curated record. NCBI's taxonomy places the organism in Eukaryota, Fungi, Ascomycota, Pichiomycetes, Serinales, Debaryomycetaceae.